Messenger RNA from Paramecium sonneborni, 1065 nucleotides. NCBI's taxonomy places the organism in Eukaryota, Ciliophora, Oligohymenophorea, Peniculida, Parameciidae. The record is from the annotation of a GenBank genome assembly.
AUAUCAUGUCAGAAUAAUAGAAAUACAUUGGAAACAUAUUAUAAAGAACUAAGUCCUUAAUCACCACAAAUUACUAAAAACUUCCAUUAAAGUAUACUUAAAAAUUAAAAUAAAUAGAGCACCUAAAUUUGUGGAGAACAUCAUUGUGUAUGCAGAUACAAUAACUCAACCAUAUGUAGAAAAGGUAACAAACACAGUUGAUGAGAACAUUAAUAGAAGUGUCUAGAUAGUUUAAUAAUAUGAAAAGACUUUCAAUAUAACAGAGCAAGGAUAGAAACUAAAGUAAAAAGGAAAAGAACUUACUGAUUAACUAAGAGAGAACUCAAAGAAAGCACUUGAUUAAGGAGUUGAUUUGGCUAAGAAUAAUGGUGCUACUCAAUUUGUACUUUAGACUUGUGACAGUGUAGCAAAUAAAUUCUUUGCUUCAAUUGAAGGCAAUGUAGCCAAAUUAUAAAAGGCUAUAUUGAAAGAAUCUAAGGCAUCUAAUUCAGAAACAACUUAUAAUUAAAGAGCAGUUCAAUUGGCUCAUAAUCUUACAGAAUUAACUCAAGGACUCUUUACACUAAUGAAAAAUGAGAUUCAAACACUUGGAGGAUAAAAGGUUGAACAAUUGAAAGUCUUUGUCAUACUCAAUUUUAAAUAACAUUUGAAUGCUACUCUUUUCACUUACAAAGUUGUUGUUAUCUAACCAAUCUCAACUCUAUAUACAACUAGUUUAAACGAACUUAAGUCAUAACUUAUUUUUCUAGCGGAAAAAUACAAUAACAAAGAAUUAUUACAAUACUUAAUAGAAUAAUUAACAAUAGUUAAAAAAUUCAUUGAAGCUUAAAAAUUUGAAGAAUUCAAAACUCUUCUAUUCACAGCUUUGAAAUAAAUGAAUCUCUUUGCUAUUCUUAAGUCUUAAUAUUAACAAACCAUUUAAACAUAUUAAAAGAGUUUAGUUGAAUAAAGAAAAGAAGUUGAAGAGGAACCUUAACCAGAAUAAACAACUCAAGAAACUUAAACCAAAGAAUGAAAAUAGAUUGAGUAUUAAUGUUAUUAACGGUGUUUUAUAAUUUAUGUAAA